AUGCUGCAGCACAGUAUAAAUACCUGGCCACACACACCAGCUGAAUCCAUCAGUUCUCCACCGUCCUCUUGCAGAGCACACACAGAGCUGAAGACGAUGGCGAACAAACACUUGUCCCUCUCGCUCUUCCUCGUCCUCCUUGGCCUGUCGGCCAGCUUGGCCUCCGGGCAAGUCCUGUUUCAGGGUUUCAACUGGGAGUCGUGGAAGCACAAUGGCGGGUGGUACAACUUCCUGAUGGGCAAGGUGGACGACAUCGCCGCCGCCGGCAUCACGCACGUCUGGCUCCCUCCGGCGUCGCAGUCCGUCGCUGAGCAAGGCUACAUGCCGGGCCGGCUCUACGACCUGGACGCCUCCAAGUACGGCAACAAGGCGCAGCUCAAGUCCCUCAUCGGGGCGCUCCACGGCAAGGGCGUCAAGGCCAUCGCCGACAUCGUCAUCAACCACCGCACGGCGGAGCACAAGGACGGCCGGGGCAUCUACUGCAUCUUCGAAGGCGGCACCCCUGACGCCCGCCUCGACUGGGGCCCCCACAUGAUCUGCCGUGACGACCGGCCCUACGCCGACGGCACCGGCAACCCGGACACCGGCGCCGACUUCGGGGCCGCCCCCGACAUCGACCACCUCAACCCGCGCGUCCAGAAGGAGCUCGUCGAGUGGCUCAACUGGCUCAAGACCGACAUCGGCUUCGACGGAUGGCGCUUCGACUUCGCCAAGGGCUACUCCGCGGACGUCGCCAAGAUUUACAUCGACCGCUCGGAGCCCGGCUUCGCCGUGGCCGAGAUAUGGACGUCGCUGGCGUACGGCGGUGACGGCAAGCCCAACCUGAACCAGGACCAGCACCGGCAGGAGCUGGUGAACUGGGUGGACAAGGUCGGCGGCAAAGGCCCCGCUACCACGUUCGACUUCACCACCAAGGGCAUCCUGAACGUCGCCGUGGAGGGCGAGCUGUGGCGGCUGCGCGGCACCGACGGCAAGGCGCCAGGCAUGAUCGGGUGGUGGCCAGCCAAGGCGGUGACCUUCGUGGACAACCACGACACCGGAUCCACGCAGCACAUGUGGCCCUUCCCUUCUGACAGGGUCAUGCAGGGAUAUGCCUACAUCCUCACGCACCCAGGGACCCCAUGCAUCUUCUACGAUCAUUUCUUCGAUUGGGGCCUUAAGGAGGAGAUCGAUCGCCUGGUGUCAAUCAGGACCCGGCAUGGGAUACACAGUGAGAGCAAGCUGCAAAUCAUAGAGGCCGACGCCGACCUUUAUCUCGCCGAGAUCGACGGCAAGGUCAUCGUCAAGCUCGGGCCAAGAUACGAUGUGGGGCACCUCAUUCCGGGAGGCUUCAAGGUGGGCGCGCACGGCAAUGACUAUGCCGUAUGGGAGAAAAUAUGA
Molecule: messenger RNA, 1380 nt
Organism: Triticum turgidum subsp. durum (durum wheat)
Lineage: Eukaryota; Viridiplantae; Streptophyta; Magnoliopsida; Poales; Poaceae
Source: the annotation of a GenBank genome assembly